Ambispora leptoticha is the source of this 1260-nucleotide messenger RNA. Lineage: Eukaryota; Fungi; Glomeromycota; Glomeromycetes; Archaeosporales; Ambisporaceae. The record is from the annotation of a GenBank genome assembly.
AUGCCAUUAUAUGCAUCGUCUCCACUUUCCCCGACUACAAAUACAUCAACCAAUGGUAUUAUUUCAAAAAAAGAAAAUAACGGGAAUUUAAAAGCAAAUGGAGAAAAUUCAGCUUCCUCGUCACACGGAAUAGAGGACACGCUAUUCGGAGCAUUGAAAGAUCUUUUCACAAAAAUUAUUAGCCAAAAGAAAAAAACCGGCGCCGUGGCACCAUUUCAAUUCAUCACAAAAUUAAAAAAAGAGAAUGAACUCUUUAGGUCAACCAUGCAUCAGGAUGCCCAUGAAUUUUUGAAUUAUGUAUUGAAUGCGAUUGCAGAAAAUGUGUUGGAGCAACAAAAAAAAAUGGAAGAAGCGGAAAAACAGCAGACUGAGAUGAGUGAUAAAUCAAAGCUUCAUGCUGAUCCUAACGAAGAAGCAGAAGCAAGUUCAAUGGGUGGCUCUGUUCGGACGUUAUCCAACUCAUCAAAUUCAGCUACAACAUGGGUUCAUCAACUUUUUGAAGGUAUCACGACCAAUGAAACAAAGUGUCUCACAUGUGAAACUGUUACAAGCAAAGACGAAUCUUUUCUCGACCUUUCUAUCGAUAUCGAACAAAAUUCUUCGGUCACAUCAUGUUUGCGUCAAUUUUCUGCAAGCGAAAUGCUAUGUCACAAAAAUAAAUUCUUUUGUGAUGUAUGUUGCGGGUUACAAGAAGCCGAAAAACGGAUGAAGAUCAAAAAGUUGCCUAAUGUGCUUGCUUUGCAUCUCAAACGCUUUAAAUACCAAGAGAAACUCCAAAAAUAUAUAAAACUUUCAUACCGAGUAGUUUUUCCUACUGAGUUACGACUCUUUAAUACUUGUGAAGAUAUCGAGGAUCCUGAUAGAUUGUACGAGCUUUAUGCUAUUUGUGUGCAUAUUGGCAGUGGACCUUAUCAUGGACAUUAUGUCACAUUGGUAAAAAGUGCGGGACAAUGGUUAUUAUUUGAUGAUAAUAACUUCGAGGCUGUCGAAGAAUCUGAGAUUCAAAAAUAUUUCGGAGAUCUUCCCAAUGGUUCAGGAUAUGUGCUAUUUUAUCAGGCAUCUGACCUAAGCCUGAAUACGUUCGGGCUAGCAAGUCCAAGUUGGGCUCAAAGUGUAGGUUCAAGUGGGUCGUCAGCAGAGUUUGAAGUUUCACCGGAACCAAGUGAGGCUCAAGCAAUAGCAUCAUCAUCAAAUGCUCCUACAAUCAUAAACACAAUAAUACCAAUAGUACCGAUGACCAAAAUUUGCUAUCACCAAUAA